AUGGCGUCCUUUUUCAAGAAGCACAAACAGUCGGAAAAGAAGGGGAAGGCACCUGAAAACACACCAAUUUCACCGAAUUCCACCGAUACGACGCAACCAGCGAAGACCGCAAACGCGGAUAAUGUGAUUUCUACAUCUCCUUCAACCCCUGGCAAAAGUGAGUCAGUGCCUCUACUUGAUGACGAUGACGAAAAAUUCCUCGAGCGCCUCGUCUCCACCGACGUCGCCGAGGGCGCCGACGACGAAGAUGGCCCUCCUCCACCUCUCCCACCACGUCCCAAGACUCCCGACUUAGUCUGGGAUACCGACAGCGAUUCAGUCCGGCUUCCGAAAGCCGAUGAGGGAGGCAGUACUCCCGCCACUGCCACUGCUCAGAAAAAGGGCAAUCGCUUCUCCCGCCUAUUCCACCGCAAACCAUCUACGUCCAGCACCCUUGCAGUCCCGUCCGCUGCGACGACCGUGAGCCCAGAUGAGGCAGAUCGCGAAUGGGCCGACCUGAACCACAUGCUUUCCCGCCUCGGUCUUGAACCUACCGAGGAAGGUGUAACGCCGGACGGCGAUGCCGCCGCCGCGGAAAUCAAAGAUACCAAGUCGCCCGGCAAAGAGCAAGACAACGGAACCAAAAACCCCAGCAAAGCCAAAACUGCGGCUUUAGCCGCCUCGGCUGAGGUGCAGUCCCUCUUCCGCCAAUUCGUCGUCGUGCUAAAAGACAUUAUGCGCGGAGCUCCCACCGCUGUCGACGACUUGAUCUCGCUCCUAGACGGACGUAACGAUGUUCUCAAUCGCGGGUUCGAAAAGCUGCCGUCCUCGAUGCAGAAGUUGGUGACGCAGCUACCGAAAAAGAUGACUAGCUCCCUGGCACCGGAACUACUGGCGGCUGCUGCGGAAGCGCAAGGCCUGAAGCGCGGGACGGAUGCUGCGGGGCUAGCCAAGUUCUUGGUGCCGAAGAAUCUAGGAGAUUUGGUGCUUACGCCGGCGAUUGUUAAAAGUAUGCUGAAAGCGAUCGUGAAUGCGCUGAAGUUGAGGUGGCCGGCGUUCAUGGGCACCAGCGUACUGUGGAGCACAGCAGUGUUUUUGCUACUGUUUGUGCUGUGGUAUUUCCACAAGCGCGGGAAGGAAGAGCGAGAGAAGAUCGAGAAAGAGGCGGCUGAGGCUUUGGCGGCUGCAGGGGCGAAAUCCCCGGAAAUAGAGCUGGAAGAGGCCGGAGAGGAAACGGAAGAGGUCAAGGGACCCACCAAGUUGAUCGAAGGACCGGAGGAAGCCAAACUGAUUGAGGCUGGGGAUGGGGCCAAACUGGCUGAAACUGAAGGAGGAGCGUCGAGUGCGGUAGUUGUUGUUGAACCGCCGGUCGAGAGCCCGCGGACGUGA
Dichotomopilus funicola is the source of this 1368-nucleotide messenger RNA. RefSeq lists its product as uncharacterized. The transcript has a single exon. The coding region runs from base 1 to 1368 and encodes 455 amino acids. Lineage: Eukaryota; Fungi; Ascomycota; Sordariomycetes; Sordariales; Chaetomiaceae. The record is from RefSeq and is a predicted model, not a curated record.